AUGGACAUCUCACGCAACAACUCAUCCGCCCCCGGCACCGGCUCAACCAACGGCGACGCCAGCACACCAGGAGGAGCAUCGGCAUCGGCAUCGGCAUCGGCGGCGGCAGGCGACGUCAAACUCCGUCGCGCUCACCGGAAAUCUCGCAACGGAUGCAAAGAAUGCAAGCGCCGCCACGUGAAAUGCGACGAAACGCGCCCGACAUGCGUCAACUGCGCAACAGCUGAGCGUCACUGCUCCUACCUCGACUCCCUCCCGGCAUCAGCCGGCUCCUCCACCGCCGCUAUCUCUUCCGGCCCGGCCGCCAAGCGAGCAGCAGCAGCAGCCGCUCUCGUCGCCAGCCCAGCGGGAAGCUCCGGCAGCAACGGCAACAGCGCCUCCGCCGCCGCAACAGCUGUCGCCUUUGCGACCUCACCCUCCAUCACCACAGUCGUAAACGACUUUGUCAUGCGCACCGAAGAUGACCACGACGUAGCAAGCCCUCCCAACGGCCAAUUCUUCACCCUCGAACACAUGCGCCUCCUCCACCACCUGGAAACCCGCAUGGGCACCUUCAUGGCCGCAGACGCGUUUAUGAAGCCGUUGGUUGACAUGAACCUCGAGGCUGCCCUAAACACCCCUUACCUCAUGGAUGUCCUCCUCGGCCUCUCUGCUCAGCAUAUGGCCGAGCUGCACCCCCACCGCGCAGACUUUUACCAACACCAGGCCACCCAACUCCAGACCCGCGCCCUCAUGAUGUUUAACGACGCCAAAGAGGAAAUCGACGACGACACUUGUAUCCCCAUGUUCCUCUUCGCAUCCUGCCUCGGAACUCAGGUCCUCUGCGAUACCCUCCACAGCUACCGUACCGACUUCAACGGCUUUCUCGACCAAUUCGCCUGGUACCUCAACCUCCACCGCGGCGUUAGCACCGUAACCGGCCGCUCCUGGCACAUCAUCCGCGAAUCCGGCUGCAAGGACUUCGUCGAGUUCCUCGAAUCCAACAAGCCCGACCCGAAUCAGCGCUCCGAAGUCGACAUCCUCCAUAGCAUGCUCGACCAAGCCGACCUCGGCCCCGUCUCCCUCCAAGCCUGCCGCGACGCAACAGAGUCCUUACGGCAGUGCUACUCCAUCUACCGCAGCAUCGCCGUGAGAUCCACCCACCAGUCCGCCUCCGUCAUGGCCUUCGGCGUUCGCGUCGCAACGGGCUUCAUCGACGUCGUCAAGCAACGCCGCCCAGAAGCUCUCGUCAUCCUGGCCUUUUACGCCGUGCUCCUCCAUUGGUGUCGCAGUUACUGGGUCUUUGGCGACGCUGGCCAGUGGAUCAUCCGCUCCGUCUCGGCGCACUUGGGAGAUUACUGGUCGGAAUGGCUGGCCUUCCCUCAGGCGGUGCUCGAGGUGCAUGCAGGCUGA
Molecule: messenger RNA, 1392 nt
Organism: Colletotrichum phormii
Lineage: Eukaryota; Fungi; Ascomycota; Sordariomycetes; Glomerellales; Glomerellaceae
Exons: 1
Coding region: 1-1392 (463 amino acids)
Biological process (GO): regulation of transcription by RNA polymerase II
Molecular function (GO): DNA-binding transcription activator activity, RNA polymerase II-specific; zinc ion binding
Source: RefSeq, a predicted model, not a curated record